UACAGGCAAGGAGCACAGUGUGUUCUGUGCCAUUGCUAGUCUAUUUCAAGGGCAAAUUCACAUCACUAAACAUUUUUCAAAGGAAAAAAAGCAACUAUUUUAUACUCGGGCAAAGGGGAUUUGUUAAUUCUGCAGGUGGGCUUAUUCAAACUUGGACAGCACCUGCUUUUUCAUAUAUUCUGCCUGGCUUGUGUUUGUCGGUCCACAACAGCAAGACUCCAGGGUUAUCAAGCGGGAAUGGUGGAUCACUUUCUGCUUGCAGAGGAGACUUUUCCCCCCACUGGAUCUCCAGCGGGCUACUUGUGUGACAUGGUGACUGAUGCUGGCACGUAUCAGAUGCUGCCCUCCCCCUUCUCCGAGGAUGAGUUGAGUGACUCUUCAAGCUUUGGGUCCUGCUCCAGCCCUGAUUCUCGGGUACUCAGCUCCAGCUGUGAGAGUAACUCAAGUCCUGAAAGUCAAGACAGCAUCUUAGACUACCUUCUGUCCCAGGCCACCUUGGGGAAUGUCCAAGGGUCUUUGUGGGACAGGAAGGAAUCUCAUCCAUUGGUGAAGGAAGAGAGCUUUGAUUUUCCGAUUUUCUCUGUGGACAUGGAUGAAUCUGGACCAUUUCAGCCCACCCUGGAAGAGAUUGAAGAGUUCCUGGAAGAAAACAUGGAGAUGGCACUCAAGGAAGAGGCUACCGACCAGGUCAUCUGUACAAAAAGUGGCAACCAAACAUCAUCUGUAGGGCAGCUGAGAGACCAAACUGUACCAUGUGUGAGUGUCUGUGAAACCAAAAGCGACCAGUCAGGCGACACCACGAAAAAGGAAGAGGUCUCAAAACAGACUGCUGACAGCGGGGUCCCAGUCAUUCUUCAGAUUCAGCCCAUCCAAAUUAAGCAAGAACAAAGCCCAACUGUGGCAUCACAACCUCCGCAGCCAGACGUUAAAAUCGCCCAGCUGCUGGUCAACAUCCAGGGACAGACCUUUGCUCUUGUGCCCCAGCUGGUGCAGUCCACAAACCUAAACUUGUCACCCAAGUUUGUCCGUAUUGCCCCGGUUCCCAUUGCAGCAAAGCCUAUGGGAGCAGGAGAUGGUUGUCAGGGCCAGGUUGGGAUCCUCAUGGGCCAGAGGUUUCAGAAGAACCCAGCAGCGGAACUUAUUAAAAUGCACAAAUGUACUUUCCUAGGGUGUACCAAGAUGUACACCAAGAGCAGCCAUCUGAAGGCUCACCUGCGAAGGCAUACAGGAGAGAAGCCCUUUGCAUGCACUUGGCCAGGCUGUGGAUGGAGGUUUUCCAGAUCGGAUGAGCUCUCCAGACACCGACGCUCACACUCUGGAGUCAAGCCUUAUCAGUGCCCAGUCUGCGAGAAAAAAUUUGCCCGCAGCGACCACCUGUCCAAACACAUCAAAGUCCAUCGCUUUCCACGAAGUAACCGAACUGUACGCACAACAAACUGACCCAGCGUACCUGUGUGUUUGUGUUUCUGUCUUUUACAAUGGACAGCAUCCAAGGAGAAAGAGAGAGGAACAGAAAGCACUUCUUUGUGGUACUGUGAUCAUUUAUUGUCCAACAAGCAAAAAAUACUUGAUGCCAUGUUUGCGUGAAUGUUUCUGAACA
This is a messenger RNA of Polyodon spathula (Mississippi paddlefish), 1600 nucleotides long. Its product is annotated as Krueppel-like factor 15. NCBI's taxonomy places the organism in Eukaryota, Metazoa, Chordata, Actinopteri, Acipenseriformes, Polyodontidae. The transcript has 3 exons. The record is from RefSeq and is a predicted model, not a curated record. Gene Ontology annotation, biological process: regulation of transcription by RNA polymerase II. Gene Ontology annotation, molecular function: RNA polymerase II cis-regulatory region sequence-specific DNA binding; DNA-binding transcription factor activity, RNA polymerase II-specific. The coding region runs from base 238 to 1440 and encodes 400 amino acids.